AUGAGUGUUUCCAAGGUCUGGCUACUGGUUCCGACCGGCCGACCAGGUCAGCUGUGGCAAAGUCGUGUUGCGGGAGAACCGCCACCGCUCACGGACGCACACGUCCACGAGACGCUACGGAGCCUAGAGGCGCAGGGCUUUCGCCUACUCGUUCAAGUGCGUUUACCUGCACGCCUAUGCAAAACCACGUGCGAGCGAGAUAAUGAAGGCACUACUGACCGAAUGUUUCUCAUUUUUGUGGGAAAAUCAGGGGAAAGCUUGCUGCGUGGCCAGUCCUUAACGACUGCGAACUUGGAGUGGCGUUGCGUAUUCAGCACGAUGGACGCCACCGAUGAGCAAAAGGGAGAACUUGGACAGCAGAACUCUCGUCCGCAUGGAAAGCCUGGCCUGCUCGCCAACUUUUGGAGCGCGCUUGAAGAUCGUGCCGAGUCGGCUGCAGCUACGGCGCUUGGAGAGCAGUUGACCCUGGGCUCAGAGGAGCCUGGCGACGAUGCCCACCAGCGGCAAACCACUCGACCACCACGUAGUUCAGUUCAAAGUAGCCUUGAGCUAGAGUGGACUCAGGAACCCAUGGAUGACUCUGCCGAGGAUCUACUGACAUCGGACUCAGAAGACGAGGACGCGGUUGUCAAUGAAGCGCGACUGCGUCUCGAACGCUGUUCCCAGCAAUGCGUGCGUUUCGGUGACCCGAUGCCGCUUUUACUCUCCGAGCGUCGGAAUCGCCAGGCGUCGCCGCGGGAGCAGCGAUACUGUAAGCAAUGCGGAGGUAUGCUCAAAUUUGUAUUGCAAUUUUUCGUGCAAAAGUGUCUUUUUCUAUGUGAGCGACUUGCAUUUGCGAACGCUGGACUCGAUUUCCCAAAAGAGGUAUUCAGCACCGACAUUGAGUCCGCCGACGUCUUCCACUGCGAGGCCGGAUGCGGUGCCGCUGAGCUCGAUCUGCAGUGA
This is a messenger RNA of Cyanidioschyzon merolae strain 10D, 945 nucleotides long. RefSeq lists its product as hypothetical. The coding region runs from base 1 to 945 and encodes 314 amino acids. The transcript has a single exon. Lineage: Eukaryota; Rhodophyta; Bangiophyceae; Cyanidiales; Cyanidiaceae. The record is from RefSeq and is a predicted model, not a curated record.